Messenger RNA from Glycine soja, 704 nucleotides. Its product is annotated as 50S ribosomal protein L11-like. Gene Ontology annotation, cellular component: ribosome; large ribosomal subunit. Gene Ontology annotation, biological process: translation. Bases 30 to 479 code for a protein of 149 amino acids. Gene Ontology annotation, molecular function: structural constituent of ribosome; large ribosomal subunit rRNA binding. The record is from RefSeq and is a predicted model, not a curated record. The transcript has a single exon. NCBI's taxonomy places the organism in Eukaryota, Viridiplantae, Streptophyta, Magnoliopsida, Fabales, Fabaceae.
UGCUCCUCCGAAAUCUCCCAUCCACAACGAUGAGCGUACCGAAGGCAGUGGCAGCGACGAUCCGGCUCACGGUGCCGGCCGGAGGAGCUCGGCCGGCGCCACCGGUUGGACCGGCGCUGGGUCAGUACCGGCUGAACCUGAUGGCGUUCUGCAAGGACUUCAACGCCCGCACCCAGAAGUACAAGGCGGAGACACCCAUGGCCGUUACGAUAACGGCGUACAAGGACAACACCUUCGAGUUCACCGUUAAGUCGCCGCCGGUGUCGUGGUACCUGAAGAAAGCCGCCGGCGUGGAAUCCGGUAGCAGCCGGCCCGGUCACGUGACCGCGUCCUCGUUGUCCGUGCGGCACGUGCACGAGAUCGCGAAGGCGAAACAGUCCGAUCCGUACCUCCAGAACAUGCCUCUCGAGUCCAUUUCUAAGUCCAUCAUUGGAACCGCCAACAGCAUGGGGAUUAAGAUCGUCAAGGACCUCGAUUGAAUCAAUCUUUAAUAUAUCAAUUGCUUUGUUGUGUUGUGCUAUUAGGAUUAGGGUUAGGGUUUCUCUUUUAAACCUCUUUUGAAUUUGCUUUGAAGAGGAGCCAAAGCUUGCACAUAUGGUUUGGUUAUUUUGCUAAUGAUGUUUUGAUUUGACAAAUCUUAUCAUAUGAAUAAAGUUGUUAGCAAUUGGGUGACGCUUGUUAACAAGAUCGGUUAUGUGCUUCAA